CUCUCUUCCUUUCCUCUUUCUUCCCUUCUUCCUAAGCGGAUUACCCUGCUAGCCAUCCUUCUGUGGUUUGCAUCAGUCAGCACUCACAAUCAAGACCAACAUUCUUGUUGAAUCCAUUCGCGACUUGCACUUCUGUCAUUGCACCUAGACCCCGUAUUUAGUCGCGGUUGUCCAUCCAUGUCACUCCAGGCUGGCGACCCACGGUCGCGAGGCCGUUCCAAGUCUCCAGGCGGCCGUAUCCGCGAGCGUUCCAAAUCUCGCGACCCCCGCCUCUCCUCCACCGCCGAACCCACCAGUCAAGGCAUGGGCAAGUAUUUGGCUUCUGACCUGGCCGAUGCGAAGCGACGGGCGAGGUCCCGAAGCAGAGGUGUGAGUCCAGCCGGUGCUUAUCGACAUACUACUGGUUUGCGGUAUGUUGCGGGCCCUGACUUCUACCAGGACGGACAGGAGCCCUACCUGCGAGCUGAGCACGGUCGCGACUAUUACUACCAAUCCGACUCGGGAGAAGGUAAGGCAGUCAGACGCGACGACAGGAGGUAUGCUCCAUCGCCUCAUCAUCGGACCGCCCAUUUUGACAGAGAUUCCGACCACUCCUACUCGGAUUCGGAGGACGAUGAUGAUGCGCUGGCUUAUGGUGACCUUCCCGGAGGACUUGAGCGCAGCUUCUAUGGCUAUACUAGCACCUCUCACGGCAAAUCUCAGCGCCAUGAUGGCGCCAUGAUGUCGGGGGCUUUGAACGGGAGCCCAGCGUACAGCAGCAAGCCGUCGCGCUCCGGUGGUGGCUCGAAGGAGGAUGUCUCAGCUUUCAACUAUCCCGCACCGGUUCAGUAUCCUCAACCACAGCCUCCUUCGUCCCAGUACGGUGUCCCUCCCAUGUCGUCUGCCCCGCAGUCUAAGUCUAACUGGGCACCGAUCCCCGAGUGUGAGCGACCGGGCUUUGUGCCGCCGACGUCGCAGGCACAGGGACAAGCUAUGCCUGGAGCAUUUCCGCUUCCCGUUUCAAGCCAUCCUGAUGUGCCUGCUACGACCGCAGCAACUGCUUUUGCCUCUGCGAGGUACGUCACCCCCGAGGGACUGCAGAAUCCGUACGGGUCGUGGAAUGGUCGCCCGGUCUCGAUGCCCGUUGGCAAUGCAUAUGCACAACCAGUGGCUCCUCCGACUCACCAACGCACGGCUUCGAAUGAUGCGGCAGUUAAGCCGCCAUACGCUGCACCGUCUCAGUACCAAUAUGCGCACAUUGACCCCAACGCCAAUGUCACGUAUACUAAGAGCGCGGCACCCAGUGCAGCGAAGCCCCUCUCAUAUUCAGCCGCGCCCCAGUACCAAAGUUCUGGAGGAGCUCAAGCAAACGAGCCCCGGCAGGCUGGUGUGAAGUAUUCCGCUACUCCUCAAUUUUCCAAGCCUGCGACCGCGCGUCCGGAGACUGGACCCCAGUACGUCGAGAUCACGCCGGGAACCCGGUCGGGGGCUCGUCCGCAUAGUCGCUCGGUUUCUUCUGCCCAUAACCUCGCCGUGAGUGGGCCUGACCCGACCCAGCGAGCUGCUAGCCCAAUGCUGGAGCCCUACAAAGGAACCUACCAGACUAUUUCCCCAAUGCCGUCGCCAAUAGUUGUUCCCGGCAGAUAUGAUGAUGACGUAUCGGACAUGGAGCUACUGGGUACUAGUUCGGACGAGGGACGAAGGGAGCACAGGCGGAAGAGAUCCAUGGAUGGGAAGGACCGAAAGGAGUCCAAGAGUGACCGGGUGAAGAGGGAUAGCAGCCGUGUACGGCACGAAAGACAUGAUUCCAGCGGGCGAGAUGCCCUUGUUGUAAUCGCCCCCGGCAGCAGCCGGAAGCGAGUGACUUUCUACGAUGCGGCCCCGGAUGCCAUUGCGCUGCGGGACGCCCUGUCGCAUACCCGGCAUGUCGACAACAAAGCACUCAUCCGCGUGCUGCCGCAUCUGACCGGCGAUGAGGUCUUGGACCUCCGCAAGGAGUAUAAGAAGCACGUGAAGGUCCACGGGAAGGGCGUCAAUCUGGCCAAGCAUAUCCGGUUGCAGCUAGAAAAUGGGGCAUUUGCGAAAGUGUGUUACGCCACUGCUCUGGGCCGUUGGGAGUCGGAGGCUUUCUGGGCCAACUGCUACUACCAGUCGAGUAAAAGCCGGCGUGAACUCCUUAUUGAAUCUCUAUUUGGCCGCCGCAACAGCGAGAUCCAUGAGAUCAAAGACUGCUUCCGGGACUCGCGAUACCACGACAGCUUGGAAAAAUGCAUGAAGGCCGAGCUGAAGGCGGACAAGUUCCGGCUGGCGGUGCUGCUCGCUUUGGAAGAGAGUCGCCAGAGCGAGCGUGACCCUACGGACCUGGACCUGGUGGAUCGCGACGUGGAUGAACUGCGUCGAGCUCUCAUCACUCCCCACGGCGGAGAGACGGCGAUGAUCUACAUCAUUGUGCGGCGAAGCGACCCGCACCUCCGGGACGUGUUGCGUGCGUAUGAAAAGGCGUACGGGCGCAACUUCGUCAGAGCCAUGAUGGAAAAAUCCCAGAACCUGGUGGGCGAGACCCUCGCACACAUUCUCAACGGGGCCAUCAAUCGGCCCAUGCGCGACGCGCUCCUCCUGCACCAAGCGCUGCACGAGUCAGGGACGAGCAAGGAACGAUCGGAGCUGCUGAUCUCGCGGUUGGUCCGGCUUCACUGGGAGCCGCGACACCUGGAGCGCGUGAAGAGCGAAUUCCGGCGGCGAUACGGCGAGCGGCUGGAAGACGCGAUUGCGGAAGAGGUGUUGACGGCGAGUGGCGGCAGCGAGUGGGGGGAGUUCUGUAUUGAGCUGGCUCGAAGCUCGAAAGUCCUGAUAGGCCGGAGCUAGAUAGUCAGUCCAUUGCCCUGUCGGAUUGACGAUAGAAGACGGGGUGAAUGACUGUACCUUGUAUAAUGUUUAUGAUGAUGAUGAUGAUGAUGAUGGAUACGACGCAAUGAUUGGUUAUGCAGGUAAUGAAAUAAUUGCAUCCGAC
This is a messenger RNA of Aspergillus heteromorphus CBS 117.55, 2989 nucleotides long. RefSeq names its product annexin ANXC4 (gene anxc4). Lineage: Eukaryota; Fungi; Ascomycota; Eurotiomycetes; Eurotiales; Aspergillaceae. Gene Ontology annotation, molecular function: calcium-dependent phospholipid binding; calcium ion binding. The coding region runs from base 178 to 2844 and encodes 888 amino acids. The record is from RefSeq and is a predicted model, not a curated record. Gene Ontology annotation, cellular component: cytoplasm. The transcript is spliced from 2 exons.